Molecule: messenger RNA, 1837 nt
Organism: Xiphophorus maculatus (southern platyfish)
Lineage: Eukaryota; Metazoa; Chordata; Actinopteri; Cyprinodontiformes; Poeciliidae
Gene: slc7a10b
Product: asc-type amino acid transporter 1-like
Exons: 11
Coding region: 61-1698 (545 amino acids)
Biological process (GO): amino acid transmembrane transport; D-alanine transmembrane transport; D-serine transmembrane transport
Cellular component (GO): membrane
Molecular function (GO): L-amino acid transmembrane transporter activity; neutral L-amino acid transmembrane transporter activity
Source: RefSeq, a predicted model, not a curated record
ACAUUCUACCCUGGAGAACGGCCUGUCGUUGCGCAAGCGCGGCUCUUUGAACGUGCAUGAAUGAGGAGUGAGGAAAGCUCAGAAGCUCUGGGAGUACAGGGACUGAGGCGAACUCAGACCGGAUCAGCCAUGGAAGGACAGAACUGCAACAACACCUGCUCUUGGACGCAUAAACCCGCUACGGACUCCAAGAAGAAGAAAAAGAUAAAGGAAAUCCCGGACAGGGUGACUUUGAAGAAGGAGAUCGGGCUGCUGAGUGCCUGCACAAUCAUUAUAGGAAACAUCAUUGGCUCUGGGAUUUUUAUUUCUCCAAAGGGGGUCCUGGAGCACUCUGGUUCAGUGGGUUUGGCUCUGGUGGUGUGGGCACUGGGUGGCUGUGUCGCUGCUCUAGGCUCAAUGUGCUACGCUGAGUUGGGUGUCACCAUUCCCAAAUCUGGCGGUGACUACUCCUAUGUGACAGAGAUAUUUGGUGGGCUGACAGGGUUUCUGUUGUUGUGGAGCGCAGUCCUCAUCAUGUACCCAACAACCCUUGCUGUUAUUGCCCUUACUUUCUCCAGCUAUGUGCUGCAGCCUGUCUUCCAAAACUGUGCUCCUCCAUACAUGGCAACACGACUUUUAUCUGCAACGUGUCUUUUAUUGCUGACCUGGGUGAACUGCUCCAGUGUCCGUAUGGCCACCAGAAUCCAGGAUGUUUUCACAGUGGGAAAACUUAUGGCUUUGUGUCUAAUCAUUGUUGUGGGUCUGGUACAGAUCUUCAAUGGAAACUAUGAAGCACUGACUACUAAGGUGGCCUUUUCCAUGGACAGGACACCAUCCGUUGGACAGGUUGCUCUGGCAUUCCUGCAGGCCUCCUUUGCCUUCAGUGGGUGGAACUUUCUCAAUUACGUUACUGAAGAGGUGGUUGACCCCAGACGGAAUCUACCUCGCGCCAUCUACAUCUCCAUUCCACUGGUGACGUUUGUGUACACGCUCACCAACAUCGCCUACUUUUCUUCCAUGUCACCCGAGGAGCUGCUAUCCUCCAAUGCUGUGGCUGUUACAUUUGGUGAGAAACUGCUUGGAGCCUUUGCUAUCAUUAUGCCCAUCUCAGUGGCUCUGUCCACCUUUGGGGGAAUCAAUGGUUACCUGUUCACCUCUUCAAGGUUGUGUUUCUCAGGAGCUAGAGAGGGACAUCUUCCCAGCCUGCUAGCUAUGAUUCACUACAAGAAAUGUACGCCCAUCCCAGCCCUCCUGGUUUGCUGUGCUGCCACUAUUGUUAUACUGUGCAUCGGAGAAACCCACAACCUGAUCAACUACGUCUCCUUUAUCAACUAUCUGUCAUACGGUGUCACCAUCGCAGGUCUGCUGUGGUACCGUUGGAAGAAACCUAACUUAUAUCGACCUAUUAAGGUAAACCUGCUUGUCCCCGUGUCCUACCUUAUGUUCUGGGCAUUGCUACUGGGAUUUAGCCUGUACUCAGAGCCAGUCGUUUGUGGUGUUGGUUUGGUCAUCAUGCUUACCGGUGUUCCUGUCUAUUUUCUGGGUGUGCACUGGAAAGAAAAACCAAAGUGUAUCGACAAUUUUAUUGAAUGGGCUACAUCUGUGGGCCAGAAGUUGUGUUUCGUGGUCUUUCCUCAGAUUGACCCUAUUGAGAUUGCCAGUCCUUCAGAAUGGACUGAUCGGUCAUCCGGCAGAAAAAGUUUCUCUGGCAGAUCCUAAAGGUUCCCUUUCUGAACAUGUGAAGAUUUGUGUUCUUGCUCCUAUUUUAAAAUUGCCGUUGUUUAUGUUGAGGUGUUCUAUACUACAAUGAAAGUCUCCAGUCUGAUUUCUGAUCCUGAUAAAUCAGCUUUUCAUCUAA